AUGUCGGCACUGGGAAGGCGAGGGGCUUCUGGGCUUCAAGCUCUGGCUACUGCUAUAUCCCAGAACCCUACGUGUCCUCUGCGCUCAUUCUCCAUUCUAAACCGCCCUCGGCCAAACUAUCCGGGCCAUAUUCCGCUGACGACAAUUGAGCGAGGUGCCCUGGCUGUUGGCUCAGCAAUUGGAUCUUUGAUCAAUCCACGAAGAGCAGACCUCAUUGCAGCCCUCGGCGAAGCCACUGCAACCCCAUAUUUCAUCUACCGGCUACGAGACGCAAUGCUCUCCGAUUCCACUGGUCGCCGCAUCCUCCGUGACCGCCCCCGCAUCACCUCCGAGACUCUCAAAAUGGCCUAUCUGCGCACUCUACCCGAAAACUCCGUCGGCCGCACAUACGCCAAAUGGCUCGAUCGAGAAGGUGUAUCACCCGACACACGGGACAAUGUCCAGUAUAUCGAUGACGAGGAAUGCGCCUACGUUAUGCAACGGUACCGCGAAUGUCACGACUUCUAUCACGCUGUGACGGGCCUGCCCAUCUUCGUUGAGGGCGAACUUGCGCUGAAAGCAUUGGAGUUCCUAAAUACUUUAUUACCUAUGACAGGGCUGAGCCUGUUCGCAUUUGUGCGCAUGAAGCCGGUCGAAAAGGAGCGGUUCUUAUCUUUGCAUUUGCCGUGGGCGGUGCGCAGUGGGCUUGGGAGCAAGGAGCUGAUCAAUGUCUACUGGGAGGAGGUGCUGGAGAAAGACGUGGAUGAGUUGCGAGCAGAGCUAAACAUCGAGCAACCGCCUGAUCUGCGCGAAAUUAGGAAGAUGAUCCGGCGACAGGAGAAGCGGGAGAAGGAGAAACAGCAGCAGAUGUCGAGCUGA
This is a messenger RNA of Penicillium macrosclerotiorum, 858 nucleotides long. It is a transcript of the gene coq4, whose product is annotated as ubiquinone biosynthesis protein COQ4. Gene Ontology annotation, biological process: ubiquinone biosynthetic process. The coding region runs from base 1 to 858 and encodes 285 amino acids. Gene Ontology annotation, cellular component: mitochondrial inner membrane; mitochondrion. The transcript is spliced from 2 exons. The record is from RefSeq and is a predicted model, not a curated record. NCBI's taxonomy places the organism in Eukaryota, Fungi, Ascomycota, Eurotiomycetes, Eurotiales, Aspergillaceae.